Molecule: messenger RNA, 672 nt
Organism: Diaporthe amygdali
Lineage: Eukaryota; Fungi; Ascomycota; Sordariomycetes; Diaporthales; Diaporthaceae
Exons: 2
Coding region: 1-672 (223 amino acids)
Source: RefSeq, a predicted model, not a curated record
AUGGAGAACGCGUCAGUCAAGCAUCAGGCCUCCUCUUCUACUUUUGAGGUAGAGUCCCACAGCGACCACUACCUCGAGAGGCAAACCAAGACCUUCAGGAUCAUAGAAGCCGCCAGGGUUUCCAUCACUGCCCUCGCUCUUCUCUGCGGCAUCACCAUCAUGGGCCUCUCCGCCGAUGCCAUUAGGGUCUACAACGCUACGAGGCUUGAAGGGGGCCCCUCGCUGUCUCUAUGGCCCGACUCUUUCGACAUGCAGCCAACCGUUGCUCUCGUCGUUGGAAGUUCUCUGGUUACCCUUGCAAACAUCGCCGCUCUGCUGUGCAGCAAGGUGCCUCAUCUCCGCAACAACACACCUCUUCACACUCCCACGAUGUUUGCUGCGCCUCUGGUUGGCUUCGCAGCUGCACUCGUCGCUGUCAUCGUUUUCUACGCGAUCAACGCCUCCGCCACGACUGACUCCCUACUCAGCUGGACGUGCAGGUGGAGGUCUAUCAACAUGGGGCAGGCCCCCCACUUUGGCACAUUGUGCGGCCAGUCCUGGGCGAGCGUAUACUUGGCUGUCAUACUCGUGCCCCUGGAAGCCGUAGCUCUGUGUGCCGCGGGCUGGCAGCUCAAGGUCGAGAAGCACGUAAAUGCGUAUGCGCAGGCCAGAAAGGGAAGCCCCGUUGCUUGA